Messenger RNA from Populus euphratica (Euphrates poplar), 1832 nucleotides. Its product is annotated as cannabidiolic acid synthase-like 2. The record is from RefSeq and is a predicted model, not a curated record. The transcript has a single exon. The coding region runs from base 48 to 1649 and encodes 533 amino acids. Gene Ontology annotation, molecular function: FAD binding; oxidoreductase activity. NCBI's taxonomy places the organism in Eukaryota, Viridiplantae, Streptophyta, Magnoliopsida, Malpighiales, Salicaceae.
GACUUCAAUUCUUGAAGGCAAGCCAGAGUGGCAAGAAAGCAGGAAAAAUGGUGCCUUCAAGAUCUUCCAUACUUUCAAUAUUUGUGGCCCUACUCCUAUCUCCAUUAAUAGUUUCACUUCCAAUUCAGGAUAGGUUUCUAAAAUGUCUCUCAAAAUAUUCAGAUACAUCCUUUCCUUUUUCCACUGUCUUGUAUACUCCACAAAACUCUUCUUUCACCAGUGUCUUGCAAUCUUAUGCUCAAAACCUCAGGUUCACCUUGCCUUCAGUACCGAAACCCGAGUUUAUCUUCACUCCUUUACAAGAAUCUCACAUCCAAGCUGUUGUUAUUUGCUCUAAGCAGCUUGAGAUCCACCUUAGAGUCCGUAGCGGAGGCCAUGAUUUUGAGGGACUCUCUUAUGUUUCAGAAAUCGACAAACCUUUCAUUGUUGUAGACCUUGCGAAGCUCCGAUCCAUUAGCGUUGAUAUUGAAGAUAACAGUGCGUGGGUUCAGGUGGGUGCCACGAAUGGUGAACUUUACUACAGAAUUUCUGAGAAAAGCAAAACUCAUGGCUUCCCAGCUGGUACUUGCUCAAGUUUAGGUAUGGGGGGGCACAUUUCAGGAGGUGCAUAUGGUGCCAUGCUGCGAAAAUAUGGCCUUGGAGCAGAUAAUGUCGUUGAUGCACAUAUAAUUGAUGUUCAUGGAAGACUUCUUGACAGAAAAUCCAUGGGCGAAGAUCUUUUUUGGGCCAUCAGAGGAGGUGCAGGGGGCAGCUUCGGAAUCGUCACCGCCUGGAAGUUAAAAUUGGUUUCUGUACCAUCAACGGUGACAGUAUUUACAGUUACCAAGACUUUAGAACAAGGGGCAACUAAGAUCCUUUAUAGAUGGCAAGAAAUUGCUGAUAAACUAGACGAGGAUCUUUUCAUCAGAGUACUCAUUCAGACAGCUAACGUCACCUCUCCGGGUAAAAGAACUAUUGCUACUUCUUACAAUUCCUUGUUUCUUGGUGAUGCCAGCAAGCUUCUUCAGAUAAUGCAGCGCAGCUUUCCUGAAUUGGGUUUGACACGAAAAGAUUGUAUCGAAACAAACUGGAUCAAUUCCACUGUAUUUAUGGCUUUGCUCCAAAAUAAUACUCCUCCUGAAGUUUUCCUUCAAAGAACAGACCUGAACAGGUGGUAUUUCAAAGCCAAAUCGGACUACGCCAAAAAACCCGUCUCUGAAAAGGCACUUGAAGGGUUAUGGGAGAAGUUAUUUGAAGAAGAGAAUCCUCUAAUAGUGUUUACUCCUUAUGGUGGAAUGAUGAGCCAAAUUUCAGAAUCUCAGACUCCUUUCCCUCACAGAAAAGGUACCAAGUUCAUGAUUCUGUACUAUACCGGCUGGCAAGAUGCAAAGGAAAACGUUGCAAAGCAUAUCGAUUGGACUAGGAUGGUUUACAAUUACAUGACACCUUACGUCUCAAAGAACCCAAGGGAAGCAUACGUGAAUUACAGGGAUCUUGAUUUGGGCAUGAACAACGAUUCUAACACAAGUUUUGUUGAAGCAAGUGUUUUUGGUACUAAGUACUUCAAGGAUAACUUCUACAGGUUGGUGCAUGCGAAGACCGAAGUUGAUCCUGAUAAUUUCUUCAGGCACGAACAAAGCAUUCCACCACUUCCACUGCACAUGAGAUAAAGAAAUUGAAGUGGAAUUCAUCUCCAGCAAAGCUUAGUUGGAUCACUAUUUUCACAAGUCUUGAUCGAUCUUCUUGUUGUUGUUUUUUUAAUACUUUAGCUAAAUAAAGAAAUGCCAUGUUAUGCAAUCAUUCUGUCUGGGGUUUAUUUAUUAUAAAUAAAAACUUUGCAUUGUACAGUCCAA